This is a messenger RNA of Petromyzon marinus (sea lamprey), 1375 nucleotides long. Its product is annotated as endophilin-A3-like. Lineage: Eukaryota; Metazoa; Chordata; Hyperoartia; Petromyzontiformes; Petromyzontidae. Gene Ontology annotation, cellular component: glutamatergic synapse; cytoplasm; presynapse. Gene Ontology annotation, molecular function: protein binding. Gene Ontology annotation, biological process: synaptic vesicle uncoating. The record is from RefSeq and is a predicted model, not a curated record.
CCCUCCCCCACUUUCUCUUGAGUCCCAUCACGGCCGCUCGCCACCACCAUCAUCCUCCUCAUCAUCAUCAUCCUCAUCAUCAUCCUCCUCAUCAUCAUCCUCCUCAUCCUCCUCAUCAUCAAUUAACUCGAUCGUCACGGGCGAUUGCAGGAACGCGGGGGGUGGGUGGGGGGGGCACGCGGCGAUGUCUGUGGCGGGGCUGAGGAAGCAGUUCCACAAAGCGAGUCAGUUUGUGAGCGAGAAGAUGGGAGGGGCGGAGGGCACGAAGCUGGACGAGGAGUUCACCGAGAUGGAGAAGCAAGUGGACCUGCGCAACAAGGCGGUGGUGGAGCUCAUCGCCAGGACGCAGGAGUACCUGCAGCCCAACCCAGCAUCUCGAGCCAAGCUGGGGAUGCUCAACACGAUGUCCAAGAUCCGCGGGCAGGUGAAGACGACCGGCUACCCCCAGCCCGAGGGUGUGCUGGGAGAUGCGAUGCUGCGCUUCGGGCACGAGAUGGGCAACGAGUCACACUUCGGCCAGGCCCUCGUGGACGUGGGCGAGUCCCUGAAGCAGCUGUCGGAGGCCAAGGAUGCGCUGGACAUCAGCGUCAAGCAGAACUUCAUUGACCCCCUGCAGAGCCUGCAGGACAAGGAACUCCGUGAGAUCGGGCACCACCUGAAGAAGCUGGAGGGCCGACGCCUCGACUUUGACUACAAGAAGAAGCGGCAGGGCAAGGUGGCCGACGACGAGAUCCGCCAGGCGGCCGAGAAGUUUGACGAGUCUCGCGACGUCACCGCCACAAGCAUGAGCAACCUCCUGGAGAGUGAGGUGGAGCAGGUGUCCCAGCUGGAGGCGCUGGUGGAGGCGCAGCUUGAGUACCACCGGCAGGUGGUGGACAUCCUGGACGACCUGCAGAGCACGCUGCAGGACAGGGUGGUGUCGGCGUCAGCGCGCCCGCGCCAGCGUCGAGAGUUCAAGCUGCAGCCCGUGGUGACCUUCGACGGCCCCGACGAGACCGAGGAGCCCGUGGGGACCCCCAUCUACACGCCGACCGCGGUGACGGCGACGACGACGACGACGAGCGCGGCGUCGGAGGUGCCGCCGGCGGCGGCGGCGGAGGACGCGGCGCCGGCCUCGCCGUCCCCGUCGCCCGGGAACAAGACGGCCGCCCCCCUGGAGGGGCCGUGCUGCCGGGCGCUGUACGACUUUGACGCGGAGAACGAGGGCGAGCUGGCGUUCCGUGAGGGCGACGUGGUCUCCCUCGUGUCGCAGGUGGACGACAACUGGUUCGAGGGCGCCAUCGACGGGCGCCCGGGAUUCUUCCCGGUCAACUACGUCGAGGUGCUGGUGCCGCUGGCGCCCUGAGGGCCGCCGUGCGGGCACCGGCAGAGGUGG